This is a messenger RNA of Eurypyga helias (sunbittern), 3752 nucleotides long. It is a transcript of the gene NR4A3, whose product is annotated as nuclear receptor subfamily 4, group A, member 3. Gene Ontology annotation, biological process: cellular response to corticotropin-releasing hormone stimulus; regulation of transcription by RNA polymerase II. NCBI's taxonomy places the organism in Eukaryota, Metazoa, Chordata, Aves, Eurypygiformes, Eurypygidae. Gene Ontology annotation, molecular function: nuclear receptor activity; nuclear glucocorticoid receptor binding; zinc ion binding. Gene Ontology annotation, cellular component: nucleus; transcription regulator complex. The record is from RefSeq and is a predicted model, not a curated record. The coding region runs from base 1 to 1815 and encodes 604 amino acids. The transcript is spliced from 7 exons.
AUGCCCUGUGUGCAAGCGCAGUAUAGUCCUUCACCGCCCGGUUCAAAUUAUGCAGCUCAGACCUACGCGUAUGGCUCGGAGUACAGCUCGGAGAUCAUGAACCCUGACUAUGCCAAGCUGACCAUGGACCUGAGCAGUACUGAAAUCACUGCCACUGCCACCACCUCCCUUCCCAGCUUCAGCACCUUUAUGGAGGGUUACUCUGGCAGCUAUGAGCUCAAGCCUUCCUGCCUCUACCAAAUGCAAUCUGCCUCCUCCGGCCAGAGGCCCCUCAUAAAGAUGGAAGACACCCGGCUCUCCCCGUAUCAGCCCUCACUGCCACCCUCCACGGACGAGGGGAUGCCCAGCACUUCCAUGUACUUCAAGCAAUCUCCACCCUCCACGCCCAGCACGCCCGGCUUCCCCUCUCACCAGAGCCUGUGGGAUGAGCCGCCGCUGCAGCCCACGCAGACCUGCCUGCCGCCUGGCCACCUGAUGGACGCUGCCCCCAUGAAGACCGUGCCCCCACGCUUUCCCCUCUUCCACUUCAAGCACUCGCCUCCCCACACACCGUCCGCGGCCGCCCACAUGUGCUACGACCCUGCCUCCCUGAGCCUGCCCUUGGGCCCCGACAGACCCGCCGCCAGCCAGACGCCCAUGGAGAGCCAUUCCUACGGGCUUCACCUGGCCAAAAGACCAGCCACCUUAGCCUUCUCACCACUCGGCCUCAACGCCGCCGCCUCCAGCCUGAUGGGUGAGAGCAGCGGCCUCCCAUCCCCACCCAGCAGGAGCUCCUCAUCCGGGGAAGGCACCUGCGCCGUCUGUGGGGAUAAUGCCGCCUGCCAGCACUACGGGGUACGGACCUGCGAGGGCUGCAAGGGCUUUUUCAAGAGAACAGUUCAGAAAAAUGCAAAAUACGUUUGUCUGGCAAAUAAAAACUGUCCAGUGGACAAGAGACGUCGUAACAGAUGCCAGUACUGCCGGUUUCAGAAGUGUCUCAGCGUCGGCAUGGUGAAAGAAGUUGUCCGUACCGACAGCCUGAAAGGGAGAAGAGGCCGUCUGCCUUCCAAACCAAAGAGCCCCUUACAGCAAGAACCCUCUCAGCCCUCCCCGCCUUCUCCUCCCAUCAGCAUGAUGAACGCCCUCGUAAGAGCUUUAACCGACUCCACACCCAGGGAGCUUGACUACUCAAGAUACUGUUCCACUGACCAGGCUGCUGCAGGCACAGAUGCAGAACAUGUACAACAGUUCUAUAACCUUCUGACUGCCUCCAUUGACAUAACUAGAGGCUGGGCAGAAAAAAUCCCAGGAUUUACUGACCUCCCAAAAGAAGAUCAGACAUUACUCAUAGAAUCAGCUUUUUUGGAGCUGUUUGUACUAAGACUCUCCAUCAGGUCUGACACUGCUGAGGAUAAGUUUGUAUUCUGCAAUGGACUCGUGCUUCAUAGACUUCAGUGCCUUCGUGGAUUUGGGGAGUGGCUCGACUCUAUUAAAGACUUUUCCUUAAACUUAAAGAGCCUUAACCUUGAUAUCCCAGCCUUAGCAAGUUUAUCAGCUCUAACUAUGAUUACAGAACGACAUGGAUUAAAAGAACCAAAGAAAGUGGAAGAGCUAUGCAACAAGAUCACAAGCAGUUUGAAAGAUCACUUAACUUUCAGUUGCCAAAACAAAGGACAACCGCUUGAGUCUGCAGAGCCGAAGGUACUGGGUGUUCUGGCCGACUUGCGUUCUCUCUGCACACUGGGACUGCAGCGCAUCUUUUACCUGAAACUGGAAGAUUUGGUGCCAGCCCCUUCCAUUAUCGACAGGCUCUUCCUGGACACCUUACCCUUCUGAGUCAAACCGCCCUCCUGAAAGGCAAAUGCCCGACGGAGCGGGCAAACGGAUCGUGACUUACAGCUAACGUUUCUGCCCUCGCUUAACGGAAAAGCAGCUCCAGGUCUAAAGUGAGGUCUUUUCUGGCGCUUUGUCCUUACAACCUGAGGCCCAAAGCUUACUGGCUUCCUGGUUUGGGGCUGUGUUCUUUGUUUUCUUUUGUGUGAUUUGGGUUUUUUUAAAUGGCUAAUAUGGCACUUUUGGACAAUGCUAUCCCAGCAGCAGUAAAAGGUUAACAUGACUGUUUUCAAUCCGUUGUUUAACACCUCAUGCUAUAUGAGGAGCAAAGUUGUAGAAGCUGUGUUUGAGAACAAGAACAGCAACUAGUUGUUUGCCAGGGUAGUGUGUGUUUUGUGAGGAUACCUUUAGCAUACUUCUUGCGCGUCAAGGGCACAUACAUCAGCACAAUCUCAACGACAAAAAAAAAAAUCACUUUUUUAGCAAAGUACAUUCAAUCGAACAUUUCAUACGAAUCGAAUAUAGCAAAAUGACAAUGGCUGUUAGCUCCCACGUUCAAGUGCAAUUUUUUAAAGUGCUGUCUUACCAAGUCUCGUUUAUUAACUAAUUUAUUUUACUAUGACAACAAGCGGAAGAAAUCGAGUGAGAAAAUUACAUGCACUAACUUAGCUGACCGAGUUUUCCCAACUUGAUUCCAUGUAGCGCGACUUAUCGACACAUGUAAGCGGAAGACCCGGGAGCAAUUGUGGCUCAGUUGUUCCUUAGCUGAGGAAACCCGAGUAAGUAGCGAUUGGAGCAUACGGGGUCAGCAUCAGGGACAGUUCGGUUUGAGACUCCUAACGCAAGCGGCUGGUUAGUAAACGGACAGAAGGUGGUUUUCAAGAACAAGCAAGUCUUGUAAAAUAGUAUGAAUGUAAGUGCUAGGAAGGGCAUAGUGGGCUGCGUUUAAACAUUCCGUGUUCGUACUCCUUUUUGUAUGUUUAUACUGUUGAUGCCAUAUUAAUAUGAAAUAAUUUGUUGCAUAGUGUCUUUAUUUGUAUAAACGUUUGUAUGCAUGGUAUAUUGUAAUGGCUUUGCCUGUAUUUAUUGCAAUGACUGCCAGCUCAUGGGAGCCCUGUUACACACGAUAACGAAAUGGGGUGUUCACACUGACUCAGAUGCACCAGUUGGAAAACUAUAUACAUAUAUAUAAUGUGUAUAUAUAUAUAUGUAUAUACCUGUGUUUGUGUGCGUGUGUGCGCGCGCGUGUCUUUUUAUUAACCAUUUGUAUAUAGAAUAUCUGUCAAAUCACAAGCAGAGUUAUUUUACAGUCUAUUUGCAGUGACUUCUAAGGCAGUACUGUUUAGCACUUUGAUAUGAAAAUCUUGCUCAUGUUUUGCUAAAUUCAAAUAAUAUUUAAAAAAGUUUAGUUCUAAAAAAAGUUUAUAUGCACUGUAUUAAGUCGAACUUUUGUUGGUCAUUUUGCUAAGGAAAUUUUUGAAUGUCAACCUGAUGUCACUGUAUCUUUUGUUAGCUUUAAACAUUCUAGCUUUUGUCUUUUUUUAAACUAUGCUGUUUAUAUGGAAAUUAAAUUAUACAAUCAAACAGAUGCCAAAUGAAUUGCCUAAUUGCUGCAAAGGAUAACCCAGAUAUCGAGUCACUGUAUGGUUUUCAAAUAGUAAUCUGGUAUUUUAUCACUUACUAUGUUUGGAUGUGCUUUUAUGAAAAAAUUAUUCUUAUAUCAAGAUUUAUAGUAGUGUCAAUAGGGAAACAGACUUCUAAUCACUAUAGUUAAUAUUUCCGGUUUACCUGCAGAUAAUAUUUGGGAAAGUAUUGCUUUUUGUAUUGACUUUUAAGCUUAUGUGCAAACAUAAUAGCAUAAUUAAAUAUCAGAGAAGCUAAUGUUUCUUGUAGGUUGCUGUAACAAGCCUGACCAGCAAGACAAAUAUAUUUUGACUGAA